GGGAGGCCAGUGGAUGGAUGGGUGCUGGUGGCGGUGGUGGUAGUGGUGGUGUUGGUAGUGGUGGUGGUCUUUUCUUUGAGCGCAGUUUUCAGUUCACCUCGAAAGCGCAAGAUGACCCUGGAUGACUACCCAAUGGAGCAUGGGGUCGCGGAAGCUCGGCAGCGUUCGCGCGAAGUUCGACUGCAAAGGUCAAAAGUCGCGGACUGGAUGACGUCUGUCCGCGAGGAGAGCGAGAGUCUGCGAGACUACGGACGGUGCCGCUUCCAGACAGCAGUAGAGAGCUCCCCUGUCCAGGAUAGGAGGGGGCCUGGCCCACUCAGUGACGAUACACGUCGCCGGCGGCCCGUGACGGUCAGCGGGUAUCCCUCGUGCCCCGUGACGUCACGCCCUCCGACCAACGGGCCCACCCGGGACGGAAGCGUGCUGUACCGCACCACACCCCUGGUCCUCAGCUCUAUCCGCACUCGACCUCGUUCCGAAUCCGUCAGCAGGUUCAACCACCUGCGCGGUACCACGGAAAUUCAUCCGUCCAUCCAGCAGGCGCUGAUGCAAAGUAACUGCGAGUAUCGCCUUGUGACGUCAUCGACCUCCGUGGACAGAGACGCCGGGGGUCAACAGCCAAGGGCUCGGCAGGGCACUGGCUUCAUCAAGUUCGUCCCGAUGGUUACACGGGAGGACGUCACGCCGACGCAGGAAGAGCGAGAAGAAACACCACCACCAGCACCACUCCCACCACUACUUGACGAGCCAGAAAAGGUCAAAAAAACACGCGAGGAGGGGAUGUCGGAGAUGGGGUCAUACAUCGACAACAAGGACGAUAUGGGAACACAAGAGGCAACGUCAGAAGGAAGAAUAUCCGACAAUGUGUCGGUCGACGAAAAUCUGGAAGACAAGACCAAGUCUUCGGCAGACAGAACCGUACCUGGGAAGGUCACUCGGUCAGGGAAGGUUCAAGAAAAGGUGUCUACGAUGCAGCUUCGUGGCUCGGCAAAGAAAAAGUCACCGAAACAGACCGUUCCUGCGGUGGUUCAAAGCCCCGAGCAAGUUCGCCCCCCAAAAGUGACAUCAGCAAACCAGAAAAAACGAGCUUCACCUAAGCUUCCACCACCAGAAGUCAAAUCCCAACCUAUACCGCCCUCCUCACCGUCCAGUUCCAAAUCCGCAGGCAGCCUUAGCAUCUCCACCACCUCCAUCAUCCACCAUCCGCGCUGUUGGGUGGAUGAAGUCAGCAUCUCCAGCGACGAGCCUGAAGUUGAGAUGCCACUUCUAGACAUCUCCGAGACCGUGGCACCCGGUGGUCUGCAAAGCUUCCCCACCAAUACUUCCAGGGUUGGGAGCAAAGCACUUUCUCUUUUGCCGCCAGCUAAACAGAAAAGCUCCAUCUUUCAGAAGGUCGAGGAUUCUCAGCGGCCUACUGUCCCCAACGUAGACACUCGCGUUGAAGAACAGGAAAGCGAGAAACCUCCGCCUCCUCCUCAAGUCAUGGAGGGGGAGGAAAAGGAGGAGGAGGAGAAGGAGGUGGUGCUAACAUUCCCGCAGUUCCUCUGCCCCAGCUCUGAGAGGAGGUCUCGGCAAGUCGCCACUAAAGAAUGGCUGGCCAAGUCGCCCUUCUCUGCUGCUAUCAAAACGGUUCCGUUGAUGUGAUCACUCGCUGGCCUCAUACAUGCACGCACGCAUGUGCACACACACACACACACACACACACACACGCACACACACACACAUAACACGCACGCACACAAAAUAUCGGAGCACACAGAAACGCUAGAACUCUCACACGGACACACACGCACCGACUCUUAUCAAUGAAGUGCACACACUACACGCUUCUACAUACGUACUGGCACACAAAGUUAUCACCAAACAUGCACGUGCAGGUAAACACAUUUGGGACAGACCUAAUGUAUUUGCAGGCGCACUAAGACCCGGUCCAACAAAGACACAGGUACCGAAAGACAUUAGUUGGAUAUUCUAAACAUAAACAUUUAAACUGUUCAGAGUGGGAGAGUUAGAAAUUCUAGCUGCGGAGAAUAUUUAUCAGUGGUUUCCUGUGUUUGUGAAUCUGUUUCUUAGAAAAAAAAUAAAAACAUUUUUACUGUCCCGUUGCAA
This is a messenger RNA of Pomacea canaliculata, 2109 nucleotides long. RefSeq names its product adipocyte enhancer-binding protein 1-like. NCBI's taxonomy places the organism in Eukaryota, Metazoa, Mollusca, Gastropoda, Architaenioglossa, Ampullariidae. The record is from RefSeq and is a predicted model, not a curated record. The coding region runs from base 112 to 1644 and encodes 510 amino acids. The transcript is spliced from 4 exons.